This is a messenger RNA of Neoarius graeffei (lesser salmon catfish), 1747 nucleotides long. It is a transcript of the gene aurkb, whose product is annotated as aurora kinase B. Gene Ontology annotation, biological process: mitotic spindle organization; protein phosphorylation; regulation of cytokinesis. Gene Ontology annotation, cellular component: spindle pole centrosome; spindle microtubule; spindle midzone. The record is from RefSeq and is a predicted model, not a curated record. Bases 116 to 1084 code for a protein of 322 amino acids. Gene Ontology annotation, molecular function: ATP binding; protein kinase activity. Lineage: Eukaryota; Metazoa; Chordata; Actinopteri; Siluriformes; Ariidae. The transcript has 9 exons.
GUUUUCGUUUUGAAAACGCUGGCGGUUUAUUCAGGGAAGUGCAGUGACGGGCGCUGCUGUUUAACCUGUGCUGAGUUUAUUUAAAAGCUUUUUUUUUGUAUUCCUUUUUAGCAACAUGCAGAACAAGGAGAACCGUGAACCCAGAGUCCUCCUCACUCAGAAGGUCGGACCUCUCAGAGAAGAGAUGAACCUUGGUGCAGUCAUAAGCGCUGGUCCUGGUCGAGUCCCAGUGAGACCCACCUCACAGAAGAAAUUUUCAAUUAAGGACUUUGAUAUUGGUCGGCCGCUGGGAAAAGGCAAGUUUGGGAACGUUUAUUUGGCGCGAGAAAAGAAGUUGAAGGUCAUCGUGGCACUCAAGGUGCUGUUUAAAUCCCAAAUGGAAAAGGAAGGAGUGGAACACCAGCUCAGGAGAGAGAUCGAAAUCCAGUCUCACCUCAGGCAUCCGAACAUCCUGCGCUUCUAUAACUACUUCCACGAUUCGUCACGCGUGUUCCUCGUUCUGGAGUACGCGCCACGCGGAGAGAUGUACAAAGAGCUGCAGCACUGUGGCCGCUUCAACGAUCAGCGCACAGCCACGUUUAUGGAGGAGGUUGCAGACGCUCUUCAGUACUGCCAUGAGAAGAAGGUGAUCCAUCGCGAUAUCAAGCCUGAGAAUCUGCUGCUGGGCUUCAGAGGAGAGCUCAAGAUUGCAGACUUUGGCUGGUCUGUCCACGCGCCGUCACUACGGCGGCGCACCAUGUGCGGCACUUUGGAUUAUCUUCCUCCUGAGAUGAUUGAAGGUCAUUCUCACGACGAAAAGGUGGAUCUGUGGUGCAUCGGCGUGUUGUGUUACGAGUGUUUGGUGGGAAAUCCUCCGUUCGAGACAGCCACCCAUUCAGAAACAUACAAACGCAUCACCAAGGUGGAUCUCCAGUUUCCCAAAGUGGUUUCAGAAGGCGCCCGUGAUCUGAUCUCCAAGCUGCUGAGACACAGCCCCGCCAUGCGUCUGCCGCUGAAGAGCGUGAUGGAGCACCCGUGGGUCAAGACCAACUCGCGGAGAGUCCUGCCUCCUGUCUGUCAGCCCAAACCCACUUCUUCACGCUAGCCUUCAUUCCAGUGUGACUUUUUUUUUUUUAAUCUCCUUAAAUAAAAAGUAUUUAAUAAAUAUGUUCAUGUAGAGUAGUAGUUUCUGUAGGACUCUCUCAGUCCGAUCAUUUAGGUUUGGUGCAUGUGGUGGGGGAGGAAAGUAAGGGUGGGGGUCUUGCAAGAUUUCCUCCUUGCAAGUCUGGUUUCUGCUUGGUGCGUGUACAUGCAAGUAACUGAGCCUGCCUUAUACAUGCACUGACUGACCAGUUUGUGAAAUACCCUCUGACCACACAAUUGUGUAUAGUUACUGGUGGGUUGGUUUGGACUGUCUACUCCAGCCAUCAAUGGAAAGGCACCAAAUUAGACCUGCCGAUAUUACGAGGCUGGAAUGAUCUCAAGUUGAGAUUAGACCAAUAUAUAUAUAUUUUUUUUCCUCCAUAGGAUUGCUGGUAGCUGGAUGUUCUUGGUUGUUUUGACUGUUUUUCACCUUUAGUAGUAGCACAAAAAUAUGUAUCUUGUACACUGUCCUUUCUUUGUGUUUUUAGAGCUUUUUAUGGAGUUCCCUGUUGGUGCUCAAGUUAGAUGAUUGUCCUCCUGUCCAAGGAAAGACACGCCCUAGUGGUGUGUGUGUAUGGGGUGUCAGUUCAGAAUGGUUAAAUAAAAACCCUAAUGAAUAAAUGUA